Messenger RNA from Salarias fasciatus (jewelled blenny), 5868 nucleotides. It is a transcript of the gene rhobtb2a, whose product is annotated as Rho related BTB domain containing 2a. NCBI's taxonomy places the organism in Eukaryota, Metazoa, Chordata, Actinopteri, Blenniiformes, Blenniidae. Gene Ontology annotation, biological process: small GTPase-mediated signal transduction. The record is from RefSeq and is a predicted model, not a curated record. Gene Ontology annotation, molecular function: GTPase activity; protein binding; GTP binding. Bases 76 to 2241 code for a protein of 721 amino acids. The transcript is spliced from 10 exons.
CUGGCUAUUUCCAAGCCUCCUUCACCUCGAAGAUGAAGUUAACCGCGAGCCGCCGCCAGGUGCGAGCUGCCUCCGAUGGAGCCCCGCGUCUCAUCUCGCCCGUCGACCAACCCGAUGCAGCACUUCCUGACGUUGCGGUCUCAGUUGACGGAUUCUGAUAUGGACUAUGAGAGGCCAAACGUUGAAACUAUCAAGUGUGUGGUGGUCGGAGACAAUGCGGUUGGAAAGACUCGCCUCAUCUGCGCCCGGGCCUGCAAUGCCACCCUGACUCAGUACCAGCUCCUCGCUACACAUGUGCCCACAGUCUGGGCCAUCGACCAGUACAGAGUAUGCCAGGAGGUGUUAGAGCGCUCCAGAGAUGUAGUGGAUGACGUCAGUGUGUCCCUUCGGCUCUGGGACACGUUCGGAGACCAUCAUAAGGACCGACGUUUUGCGUAUGGCAGGUCCGAUGUCGUGGUACUCUGCUUCUCAAUCGCCAAUCCCAACUCUCUCUACCAUGUAAAGACUAUGUGGUAUCCGGAGAUUAAGCACUUCUGUCCGCGCGCCCCGGUCAUCCUGGUAGGCUGUCAGCUGGACCUGCGCUAUGCAGACCUGGAGGCGGUGAAUCGAGCACGGCGGCCCUUGGCCAGACCCAUCAAAUCGAAUGAGAUCCUCCCUCCAGAGAGAGGAAGGGAGGUGGCCAAAGAGCUGGGAGUGCCAUAUUAUGAAACCAGUGUUGUUGCUCAGUUCGGCGUCAAGGACGUCUUUGAUAACGCGAUCCGAGCUGCGCUCAUCUCUCGCCGCCACUUGCAGUUUUGGAAAUCUCACCUCAGAAAUGUCCAGCGGCCUCUCCUUCAGGCACCCUUCCUGCCACCCAAACCUCCUCCACCUAUAAUCACUGUGCCUCCUCCGCCGACCACCACCGAGGAGCAUCCAGUUGGACUUCUGGAGGACCCACACUGUGCUGACGUCAUCCUGGUCCUGCAGGAGCGACAGAAGAUUUUUGCACACAAGAUAUACUUGGCGACAUCCUCCUCAAAGUUCUACGACCUCUUUAUUAUGGACACACAGACCGAGGAGACCGAAAGACCGCCUCGCGGCCCCCUCUCUGGCCGAGAGUUGCUAAUGCGCGCUGCUAGCUUCGACGUUUGCGAGAAUAGCGACGACGGAGACCGGGCCAACCUCAGGGCCUGCACGAGCGACGGGACGUUGAAAGACUCUGAAGGGGGCCGACGGGGCAGGCUGCUCUCCUCGUGGAGCCGGGCCUUCGUCAGCAUUCAGGAGGAACUGGUCGACGACCCCGUGACAUACAGCCCCAGGCCCAUGACUGUCGUGCACAUGGACCAGUCCAUGCAGCUCGGCCCUUUUCGGGCAGUACUGCGCUACCUUUAUACUGGCCAGCUGGACGAGAAUGAGAAAGAGCUAAUGCACAUUGCACACAUUGCUGAGCUGCUGGAGGUCUUCGACCUGCGGAUGAUGGUGGCAAACAUUCUUAACAAUGAAGCCUUCAUGAACCAAGAAAUCACCAAAGCCUUCCAUGUACGGCGCACAAACAGAGUCAAAGAGUGCUUGGCCAAGGGCACUUUUUCUGAUGUUGUAUUCAAGCUAGACGAUGGGACCAUCAUGGCCCACAAGCCUUUACUCAUCUCUAGUUGUGACUGGAUGGCAGCUAUGUUUGGUGGGCCUUUUGUGGAGAGCUGCACCAAAGAGGUGCUGUUUCCCAACACGACUCGCAGCUGUAUGAGGGCUGUGCUAGAAUAUCUCUACACGGGGCGGUUUUGUUCUCGAUCUGACCUGGACGCAAUGGAGCUCAUUGUUCUUGCCAAUCGUCUUUGCCUCCCGCACCUGGUUGCACUUACAGAGCUCUACACAGUGACAGUAUUGACGGAGGCAGCAAUGAUGGGGGCUGACAUUGAUGGAGAUGUGCUGGUGUACUUGGAUAUGGCCCAGUUCCAUGGUGCCCAGCAGCUCACAGGCUGGUGUCUCCACCACAUCUGCACCAACUACAACAGCGUCUGUCGCAAGUUUCCCCGCGAUAUGAAGGCCAAGUCGACAGAGAACCAGGAGUACUUCGAGAAACAUCGCUGGCCGCCUGUGUGGUACCUGAAAGAAGACGACCACUACCAAAGAGCACGAAAAGAGCGCGACAAGGAGGACUACCUGUACCAGAGGCGGCAGUGUAAACGCAAGUGGCUCUUCUGGAACCUCCCCUCCUCCCCGAACUCGAACUCUCCUUCCUCUGGUUCAUCUGCUGUCAUUUGACCCCGCGGUCGGGACAGGUCUUCUCUGGACGACACCGGUGUGGCUGCAAGUCUUAAAAGGUACAAGAUAAGCACUGCUGGCAAGGCACGCCCCUAGUUAUUCAGGCACAUGUCGUAUUCUCCUGCUGUUUGUUUGCUCUCGCAAUCAAACGACUCUCAAGGUUUUGCGAGGUCACCUCAAUCCGGCUGUUAAAGUAAUGAGUUUUAUCCUUUAGGCGUUUCAGAUUGGAAUAUUUGAGACUCAAGCCUCAGUCAGUGAAAUAUGGCACAGUUUAUCUGGCGCAAAUAUCCACUCAUAUGGACAGUGAUAUCAGCUCCGCCUCCCAUUUUAGGUUUUCAAAUAGGACUCUGCUGGCACAGAACUUUCCACCUGUGUUCAUAACCAUCAACAAUUAACCUGACAUGAUAACCAAGUGCUGCUUAUCAGCUGCAACAACCAGCAAUGUAACACAGAACUCAAGUCUCAGAGAUAUAACACUUUGCCCUUAAGUGUUUGUACAAUCUACCAAACUGUGUGUGCAGUAUGAGCUCAAAAACAGGAUGUUGUGAAAGCACGGCUGUUGGAAGGCAUUCAUUUUGACCUUGCUUAAUAUGGCCAUGUAUGCAUAGUAGAGAAAAAACUAAACAAAAAAACUGGCACGUCUAUAUUUCUUGUACAGUCAUUCUGUUUCUGAAUGUUUGUGCACAGUUUGCACAGCUAAACGUGAUGUGAGUCUGUACACACACUCAGCAUUUACAUAUUUGUGAUCUUGUGAUUUGUGGCCUCUUGUCACAAAAGGGCUUUAGUUUACAUGAAUGCAUCCAGUGUCCUGAAACACAAGUGAUCCAAAAUCAAAGAUUUUUUUUUUUUUUCUGAAAAAAGCCAGCAAAAAAUUAGGUUGAUCAUGAAUAUAUUCUGAGUUGCUUGAUUAGGUUCGUAAAAACACAUGUUCCUCAAGUUAUUAAGUGUUAUAUUUUGAAUAGUUUUGUCAUCUGAUCACUGUCAACCUGGAAAUAAAGUAUUUCAGAAUCAGUAGAAACCUCUCCAGAGCUAGAAGUGACCUCUUAGACAUAAUCAGCUUUGUCACCGGGGGUCUUUUAGCGAAUUGUUUGAAAGAAGCCCCCCUCCUUCCCCCUCGACUAUCUGCAGCAGGCUUUGUAAGACUUUUAACAUGCGGGCGGCCUCCUCAUGCCUGGGUGAAGUCAUCCAUACUCCUUUUUACACUUCGAGCACUUUUUUGGACCUUUCUCCGGUGAGACACUCACGAGAACCUCCAGUAGCAGCAUCGCGGCGAAGCACCGAAGACAGCGCGGCGUCACGACGCCGUCGCCAGUGACGCUGAAGAAGAGACUCAGACAAGAAACCAGGAAGGACACAAAAUGUUUCACACAUUUCAAAAACAAUUGAGAAGAGGUUUAUAUCAGAUCAUUGUUGUUGAUUUGUUUUGCACACCUCACAGUAUAUGUUACAGAUUGUACUUGAUUGUUACGGCGUUAUUUGGAUCUGUGGGCAUGGUGCUCGGUGAAGAUGGUUAAGUGUUGUAUAUUGUAUAAAAUAGCAGGUGAACUGCAAGUAACUUGCGACAGUAAUGUGCUGUUAUCUAAUGUUGUGCACUGCAGGCAGUGAUCAAAAUCAUAGUAUUACUGAGUAAUACACUUACUGAAUAUAGACUUGACUUGCAUAUAGUUACUGUGCAGCUACAAACUGUUGUUGAAAAAUAACUGAAUACCCAUUGUGCUGACCUCCAGUUACAUCUAUUAUAUUCUGUAAUAUACAUGCAAAUUACAGGCAGGUCAAAUAAACGGUUAACUAAUAGUGAACUAGGAUUACAGUACAGAGUAAAGUAGACACACACUCAUAUGAGCAUCAUUAUAACAAUAUAUGGUAUAUCCAUAAAACAUUAUAUUGUUGGCAAAAGAGCAAAUUCUGACACAUUUUGCUUUUGCAGCAUAGGUUAGAGAAAGGCUUGCUUCAGUCCUGCACAUGAUUGGUCAUUCUGUUCCACACUAUUGUUAAAGUGGACACACGGAUCCCUACCAAGAGCUUAAAGUGAGUGAGUACUGUAAAUCAAUUCAGAGAGAAAAUAAAAACAACAAUUUAUGUUGACUCCUUGUCUAAAAGCCAGACUACAUUAACAGGGCUUGACCAAAUAGAUUAAGUUUACCUGUCGACCAUUUAAAAUACAGGAUUUAGAUAAGUGCUGGUACUCCAAGCAGUAGUUUGUUUCCAACUACAUCAUCAAUGUAUGGAUUGCUGAUUAAACAUAAAAAAUGUAAUUUUGAUUAUCUUUGGCACAGAGGGUCACAAAUUAAGAGACACAUUUUGACAAGAGACGUCUUUGUACUAACUCUGAAUGUUUUGAUUGAGAAUUGCCAAGUUCAUGCAUCAUGUAGUUUGGUGUAACAGGUUAACAACAGUAGGGUCCAUCGUGUUGUGAUUUGCCUCAGUCUUGGUCAGACUGAUGCGUUCAUUACAUGCAUGUCAUUCCUCAGUGCAUUGCAUUUCUCAGUGAAUCUUCUGCUGAUGUUUUGCAUCAACACCUCAUGCCUUAAUGUACAGUGUACUGUAGUGUAUGGUAUUGAAUGUAAAGUAGUGUUACUGUGGUCACUAGUUUGUUUUUUUGCUAUAUUUUAAGCUGCCAUGGUGCUCUCUAGGCUGUGUGUGUAUUUGUAGAUGUACAUAAUCCAUAAUUUGGAUUUGAAGCAAUCAGUCGCUGUGUGAUUUGAGGACAGAGACGCACGUGUGCUUUAUAGUCUGAACACUGCAUAGGGUUUGGAAAGCCAAACACAAUACUAAUUAAAGACUCUGACAUCAAGGCCACAUUAAUAAAACUCAUCAAUUUGUGACAUUACCCAUGAAAUGAAUGCAGGGAUUUCAAAUUUGUCUCAUUAUUUUAAAAGUGACUUUAUGCUAAUUAGCUCCAGUUUUUGAGUCUGCAUCCUGACAAAAUGCAGAGAAAGUGUGGACAUUGGAAGUUUAGUAACUCCAACAUGUAAAUAUAUAUUGUGUGAUGACUUAUUCAAACUUGGCAUUGCAAAUGAUACAAGCUAUUGCAUAGUGAUACAUUGUUUUGUUUUUGUUACUAUGCAUAUUGAAAUGUAUCACUUUGAAACUACAAAAUUGCACUGCUUUGUAGCACCAGGUUCUAUAAAAAAUGCAUUAGAGGGUAUUGCAACAUCAUUAGAUGGGUAGACAAUGUCACAUAAGGGGGAAAAAACAAAAAAAAUUAUUUUUUUUUUGAUUAUAAAUUAAGAGGAACGUGUCACUGGGGCCCAUUUCCAUAUGUUUGGGUGCUAAUAUCAGCUGCAGAGAAGCACAAACCAAAGGGAGCUUGAGCAGCACCAGGAAUAUAUUAUAUGCUGCACAAUCACUACUGCAUAGUUUAAGAGGCCUUGUUCAGAAAUGGUUGAAAAUCAAAUAAUAAUUCACAAAUAAAACAAGUGAAAAGUUAAAAAAAAUAAAACGCGAGAGAGAAAAAAAACUUGAAUGUUUCCUCAGUGUUCAAAGCCUGGAGGACGUUUUCUUUAGUCACCAGGUAUUUUUGUUCUCAGAGCUGUUUUUAUUGUUUGAGAGCUGUAAAUCUGAAAUUCUGUAGCAUGUGUUCUUGAAAAUGUGUACAUAUUAUUUACUAAAUAAACGACGAGCAAA